Messenger RNA from Cladophialophora bantiana CBS 173.52, 2529 nucleotides. RefSeq lists its product as uncharacterized. The record is from RefSeq and is a predicted model, not a curated record. Bases 1 to 2529 code for a protein of 842 amino acids. The transcript has a single exon. NCBI's taxonomy places the organism in Eukaryota, Fungi, Ascomycota, Eurotiomycetes, Chaetothyriales, Herpotrichiellaceae.
AUGCUACUCGUCCUUGCAGGGUUCGAUCUUUUCACUCAGACGUUCUAUGACCACCCAUUUCUGACCCCCAGAGAAGAGCAGUCAGAAUAUCAACCUAAGCUCGCAGAUAACGCUUUCGCGUCAGGGAGAGCCCCAUCGUUCCUCAACUUGUCCGAUAACCCUCAGACUCGAGAUUGGCAUUCGCCCCGGGACAUAAUGGACUCGGGCUACAACUCUCGAACUAUCUCUCGGUCUCCCAGUGAAGAGGCUUCUUGUUUCAUAGCCUCUCAAUUCGAGACAGAUGCACCAUUCCCCUCAGACUCUGCCUAUUAUUUCGAGGAUAAGAGCAUUGACGCCUUCUCCCGCGUCAAAAUUUCGAACCUUGAUGAAGAUGCGGCGCACAAGGCUACGAUACAAAAAUCAUUUCACCAACAGCCGCCACGCAGAACACUACCCUGUCCGCUGUGUCAUGAUCCCCCGCAAGGAUACCACGAUGAACACGAACUCCGUCGGCACAUUGACCAGCACCACGCGCAGUCGAGAAGGGUGUGGAUUUGCAAAGAAGCACAACCUGGUGGAACAUUCCUCGCGGGCUGCAUAGCCUGCAAAAAUGAGAAACCAUACUGGGCAACCUACGAUGCAACUGGACACCUUCUGCGGGCCCACUUCCUCCCCAGAAUUAACAAACGUAAUAGCUGGGAUAAGAAGAGUGAGGUUACAGGAGGUCCGGGAAUCGAGGACUGGUCGUUGGUCGGAAUUGAUUUCAAAGAUUGGAUGUACGAAGCGGUGGAGGUACGUGACGGCGACAAAUUAGUCUUCGUGUCGCUCUAUCCGUCCCCCGUCAUUGUCCAGAGCGAUUCCGAGGUAGGAAGACCAGUUACAAUUUCUGGCAGGGAAAAUGACCUAAAACACAACUUGUUCGAAGCUCCUAGUGGCGCAAACGAACAGUCAAAAGUCUCAGAUGAUACUCUGGGCAUAAUUUCUCACAGAAACUUUGCGGAGACUUACGCUUCGGAGUCUACCAUAGACUUUCCUCAGCCAAAUGCUGACGAUGUGCGGUCUGGUACGGCCAGUGCUCGUCAAGAGUCAUAUUCGCCGGUGAUUCAGCCCAUUGCGUUGCCAGCGGACGCAACAGGUUCAGAAGUGAGCUAUGUCCCAAGCACGCCACAGAGUUCUUUGAGCAGGGCAGUCGACAGCUCGAGAAGCCUUGUAAGCAUCUCUGAAGGCGAGCUCUCAUUUAUGGGCAUGGAGAACAGCCGGGCUACUGAGAUACCUCCGCCUCGCUUCAAUUCCAACACUGCUACUUUCCUCAAUGGUCUGGCUCAGCGGAUUGUAGAUCGAUGCAUCCACGGGUCUUAUCAGCACAGGCCGAGAAUGCGAGUCGGGUCGGAACACACAUCUUCUUCAGAAUCCGCGUCCUCCUCGCAGCCAGCUACAAGGACGACUUCGGCAACAAGUCAGUCGAGCAACCUGCUAGGGUUGCACCCACGUGGUAUCGGCCCCGACGAGCCGGAUGAUGACGAUUCUUCGAAGCGCUCCCCGGUCUUGAAGAGAAAAGUGGACGAAGAAGAGCCACCAUCGAAAUUAUUUGCUUGUCCUUACGCCAAAUUCAAUCCGUCCAAAUACUCCCGGGAGAAUCUGGCUGAACCUGCCUAUUGGAACUGCAGUAGUUGCUGCCUGCGCGACAUCUCUAGAUUAAAGCAGCAUCUGUAUCGCAUCCAUAAGAGACCGGACUACUAUUGUGGAAGCUGUUUCAAGUCAUACAAGUCGCGCGAACAGCUCGAUGAGCACACCAGGCAGCGACCACCAUGCGAACUGCAGGGCCCUAGAUACGAAGACAAGAUGACCGACGACCAGUUUCAAGCCAUCAAGCGUCGCAUCAUACGAGGAGAUCCAUGUGAGCUUUGGUUCAACAUCUAUAGUGUACUGUUCCCGGGAGCGCCGAGGCCAUCAUCACCCUUUGUUACCACCGCGGACGCAACUAUGAUCAAUCACUUCGUGAAUUUGUUUCGGUGGGUUGGCCCCCAGGAAUUGAUGAGCAUGAUGCUUGAUCGACGCCAGCAGCCUGGGCAAUACCCGCCCUUGGAUCUUUCCACUCAAGUGAUCGUGGAUGAGGCUUUCGAGAUUGCCCUGCCGAGCUAUUUGAGACAGACACAGUCCCAGUCGUCCCAACCAUCUAUGAACCCGGCAGUUGAAGAUUCAGAAGAAGAUGUCUUCACAAUGGCUCCAAUACGGAACGCGACACAGAGCGCGGCACCAUCUAACCGUCAUGAAAACGCCCCAAUUGAGCCGAGGGCUCCAGAAAUUACAGGAUCCAUCGACCAGCUCACAGAUUCGAAUAUUCAAUUUCUGAACACGGAAGACUGGCCCAUGCACGCCUUUGACCCAUCUCAAGUAAACGCAGCUUUCGGCAGCUAUGCUGCCAGUGAUUUUCCUGGUAUGAAUCAGGAAGAUCUCUACGCCAUGUCGGGUCUUCAUAGCACGACUAUUCCUACUCAACGGGGACUGCCCAAUUGGAGCAAUGAAAUCCCUUGGAACGGAAAUCAGUAG